Messenger RNA from Pararge aegeria (speckled wood butterfly), 492 nucleotides. RefSeq names its product dolichyl-diphosphooligosaccharide--protein glycosyltransferase subunit DAD1 (gene Dad1). Gene Ontology annotation, cellular component: membrane; oligosaccharyltransferase complex. The coding region runs from base 99 to 437 and encodes 112 amino acids. The record is from RefSeq and is a predicted model, not a curated record. Lineage: Eukaryota; Metazoa; Arthropoda; Insecta; Lepidoptera; Nymphalidae. Gene Ontology annotation, biological process: protein N-linked glycosylation. The transcript is spliced from 2 exons.
ACCACGUCAUUUGCUAAGUUUUAAUGUCAAAAAACUGUCAAAGUAUUAAACUAAACUAAACGCCGGGCUGUGCAUUUACACAUUUAUUUAGAAUCAAAAUGACUUCUAUAGCUUCCGUAAUCCCUAAGCUGUAUCAAGAAUACACAACAAAAACUGCCAAGAAGUUGAAAAUCAUUGACGCGUAUCUUCUAUAUGUGUUCUUGACCGCCGUCAUACAAUUCGUUUACUGUUGCCUCGUCGGCACAUUCCCAUUCAAUUCCUUUCUCAGCGGCUUUAUUUCUACAGUCAGCUGCUUUGUCCUCGGAGUAUGUUUGAGACUACAAGUUAAUCCAGAGAACAAAAGUGAAUUCUUGGGCCUGAGCGCUGAGAGAGGAUUUGCAGAUUUCAUAUUUGCACACUUAGUGCUGCAUAUUGUGGUUAUAAACUUCAUAGGAUAAGCCUUUCUUUAGUGUAUUCUUUCUGUUCAGUAAUAAUAAUAUUGCAUUCAUUAUA